AUGUUCUCCAUCCAGUACAAGUUGUUAAUGCCCAUGUUAAACAUCAUCAUCCAGAGCCUGAAAACCAAAGAGGUGAAAACAGCUGUUGAGAAAAUAUUGGGGAAAUGCAAGGAAUGUCUCAGUUUUGCUGAAAAAAAGAAGUCAAAGGAGAAUCAAACCACUGUGAUCCAUUUUAUUCUCUUUGGACUUUCCAGUGAUCCAAAGAUCCAGAUUUUCUUCUUUGUGUUGUUUUUAGUUAUUUAUCUCAUCACUCUGUUGGGGAACAUGCUGAUCAUUCUGGUGAUAAAGGCUGAUCCUCAACUCCACACCCCCAUGUACUUUUUCCUGAGUAACUUAUCUUUCCUUGACAUCUGUUAUUCCUCUGUCUCUGUCCCUAAGAUGCUGGUAGAUUUCUUGAGAGAGGAAAAAACAAUUUCUGUAAAUGCCUGCAUUGCCCAGAUAUUCUUUAUUUUUAUGUCAUCCUGUACUGAAGUUUUAAUUCUUGCAGCCAUGGCUUAUGACCGAUAUGCUGCCAUAUGUGAUCCAUUGCAUUACAUGGUGACCAUGAAUAAACAGGUCUGCUGUCAGCUAGUGGGUGGUGCAUGGACAAUGGCUCUCUUAUAUGCACUGAUAAACACUCUUCCUCUGUCAGAGAUGCAAUUCUGUGGGCUCAGUGAAAUCAGUCAUUUCAUCUGUGAACUCCCUUCCGUAUUAGAUCUGUCCUGUACUGAGACUUUUACCAGUCAAGUGGUGUUUUUCACUUCUGCUAUGGUCAUAGGGCUCAUCUCAUUCUCCUUCACUAUACACUCUUACAUACACAUCAUCUCCACCGUCCUGAGGAUACCCUCCUCAGAGGGCAGGCAUAAAGCCUUCUCCACCUGCAGCUCCCACCUCGUUGUGGUUGUUUUAUGCUAUGGGACUGGUUUGUUUCGGUACAUGAGACCCAACUCAGUCUCUUCAAUGAUUCUGGACAGACUGUUCACCAUCCAGUACAGCAUCUUAACCCCUAUGUUAAACCCCAUCAUCUAUAGUCUGAAAAAUAAGGAGAUGAAAAUAGCACUUUGGAAAAUACUGGGGAAAUAUUUCUCAUGUAAUGUAAUGUAA
This is a messenger RNA of Terrapene triunguis (Three-toed box turtle), 1083 nucleotides long. RefSeq names its product olfactory receptor 1L4-like. Gene Ontology annotation, cellular component: membrane. Lineage: Eukaryota; Metazoa; Chordata; Testudines; Emydidae. Gene Ontology annotation, biological process: G protein-coupled receptor signaling pathway. Gene Ontology annotation, molecular function: olfactory receptor activity; G protein-coupled receptor activity. The coding region runs from base 1 to 1083 and encodes 360 amino acids. The record is from RefSeq and is a predicted model, not a curated record. The transcript has 2 exons.